This is a messenger RNA of Lachnellula hyalina, 2784 nucleotides long. RefSeq names its product Dehydrogenase (gene xptC). The transcript has 8 exons. Gene Ontology annotation, molecular function: flavin adenine dinucleotide binding; oxidoreductase activity, acting on CH-OH group of donors. The record is from RefSeq and is a predicted model, not a curated record. The coding region runs from base 1 to 2784 and encodes 927 amino acids. NCBI's taxonomy places the organism in Eukaryota, Fungi, Ascomycota, Leotiomycetes, Helotiales, Lachnaceae. Gene Ontology annotation, biological process: secondary metabolite biosynthetic process.
AUGUUGCUUUUCGAAGCUCCUAUUCUGGCCGUCGCUUUGUACCUCCUUACAUUUGUCUCCUCACUUCACCUUGACGAUCGCGAUGUUAACGGACAAAUUCUAGAUUGCUAUGACUACAUCAUAGUUGGAGGAGGCGUCUCCGGUCUCGUAGUUGCCAACCGUCUCACGGAAGAUCCAAGUGUGACUGUCCUUGUUCUCGAAGCAGGCUCUCUGUACGUCGAUUGCCCCUUUCUUGUUUUCUCUGCUUAUACACAAUUCAGUGACAACUAUGAAGAAACCAUUCUAUAUCCCAUUGACAGCGACUAUGGUCUCGGUACCAAAUAUGACUGGAACCUCUGGACAGCUCCUCAAACUUCUCUUGAUGGACGAGGACGUCCAUAUGAUACUGGCAGAGGAGUUGGAGGCGGCAGCUUAAUCAAUGGAAUGUGCUGGACUAGAGGAGGUCGUGCAGACUACGAUGCUUGGGAAGCUCUUGGAAAUCCGGGCUGGGGCUGGGAUGGUAUGCUUCCAUACUUUAAGAAGACGGAGAACUACACCGAUAAUGUCGACGCCGAUUUCAGCAAAAGACUUUAUAUCCAACCAGACCCCUCCUUUCAUGGUACUGAUGGCUACGUACAUGUCAGCUACCCACGAUAUUUCUACAACCAGUCUCAGGUCUUCCUUGAAGGCCUAAAUGAACUCGGCAUUCCCAUCUUGAAGGAUCCAAAUAAUGGAUUUACUGCUGGUGGGAUGCUCAUACCCAACAACAUCAAUCCAGAUAAUCAGACUCGCUCGACGGCUCGACUAGCUUAUCUUGAUGGUUUCAUCGACAGACGCCCAAACUUACAAGUGGUAACUAACCAGCAUGUUUAUCGUCUCAUCAUGGACUCUGCUACUCAGAAGUCUCAGCCUCAGACCUCUUCUCCAAAACAUCACGCUGAUGACCGCUGGGUGUCAGGAGUGCAGUUCAUUCCUGACGGUACUCUGUCUAUUCGCAAUGUCACCUGCUCACAGGAGGUCAUCCUCGCCGCUGGGGCUGUCCAUACUCCUCAGAUUCUUGAGUUUUCUGGCAUCGGUGAUCCGAAUGUUCUGAACAAGUUUAAUAUUCCAACAAAAAUCAAGCUGCCAGGAGUGGGCAACAAUUUUCAAGAUCAUCCUUAUCUUGGUGUAGUCCACUAUGUCUCCAACAUGAGUUAUCUGACUCUUUCCAUGAUUUACAAGAACCCAACUCUUUUGCGUCAGGAUGAGCAAGAAUAUUACGCUAAUAAGACAGGGCCCUGGACUGCGGGAGCAAUAAAUACAGUAGCAUUUCCGUCGUUGCCCUCCAUCUCCAAGAAUUGGACGAAUAUGAUCGCUGACGCCGAGAGUCAAUCUCCUACGGCAUACUUGCUUCCAAAUCUCGAUCCAACAAUCAUUGCAGGUUACCAAGCGCAAAAGGAUAUUCUUGUGAACCUCCUGGGUCGCAGCGAUGCCAGUGCCUACGAAAUCUUGAGUGACAACAUUGGCCUUCUCUCAGUCGCUGCAGUGCGUACUUUGUCUCGGGGUCAUGUUCAUAUGCAGGACACCAAUCCAUUUACGCAGCCCUUGAUCGACCCUCGUUUCUGUUCAAAUCCACUUGAUUGCCAGGUCAUUGUAGAAGGCCUUCUGUUCAACAAUCGUCUCAUUAAUACAAGCUCAAUGCGUCAACUGGGCCCGGCUCCAUACUAUCCUUUCCUUCAGGAUGCUACUCCAGAGACGUUGAUGCCUGCAGUUAGGUCUGGAAUCAGAACAGAGUUUCAUGGUGCUGGAUCAUCUUCCAUGCUUCCACUAGAACAUGGAGGUGUCGUUGACUCGCAUCUUCGCGUCUAUGGAACAAAAAACUUGAGGAUAGUAGACGGAGGGAUUAUGCCACUCGUACCUGCAACUCAUCUUCAAGCACCUGUCUAUGCCAUUGCUGAGAAAGCAGCAGACAUCAUCAAAGCCCACAAUUUGCGUCUCAAUUUUCAAAGCUGUGGAAGAGCGUCUACUUCUCCUCGAGUCGAGCUGGUCGUUUCGAAUAGCUCUAUUGGGAAAUUGACACCAAAUAACUCGUCGGUGUCAAGGCUGCCAACACCAUCCACUUUCCAGCAGCUUGUGAAUAUCAGCGCGUUCAUGCCGUUUAUUAACUCAACAAGCUCGAACCCUCUCAAACCAUCUAGCACACCUCAGACUCUACCCCUCGCAGAGGGCAUGCUCCAGGCUUCAAGCCUGUCCGUCUCUAGGCAAACAUCGAAUACUUCGAAAGUCACCGGCAACCCAGUUGCAGAUGUCAUGUCAAUCCUUUUCGCGCAAACCAGCACAACUCUUACUUCAUUUCCAGCCGCACUGCCUACGCUCUUCACAAAUACUGUCCACUCAAACGAUUCAGCACCAGGCAGAUUCCCAAUUGCCAGCCCACUUCUAGCUUUGCUGCCAACAGCCAUCAUCCCAAAGGUGCCUCUGCUGUCAGUGGAUGAUGCGGCACUUGCCGAUCUGGCUCCAAGCCUCUUAGCUGAAGUAAAGUCGCUUCAAGAUUCUGCUACUAGCUAUGCUGCCAAAGCUUCGCAGCCAACAUUUACUGCCUCAGAUGCACCUGUGCAUUCAGACUGGGACCCGUCAUUUGAUGCUCUGCCUCAUGAGCUUUUCGCCGCAGGACAUCCUCUUCACGAGUUUCUUAGUCUCACUCCAAGAAAACGCGACUUGGACAUUGGUCCGCAGGACGAGGAUAACCCUAAGGAAUGCGAAGAUAACUCCAAGAAAUAUGACAAUAGUUCGAAUGAAUAUGACGGUGAUGCAGAUGAAUGUUGA